AUGGAUUACAAAAGCGAACAGUUGGCGGAAAAGGAGAGCUUGUCACUUUUGUACGAAUGUACAAAUGAAUUUAUUUGCAUAGACGACAAGAGUUUUAAAAUCCUCAUUGAAAAUAAAGCCAAAAAGAUUUCCUUCUACUUACUCUUUGAGCACACGGAACGGUACCCGGACGAGGCCCCCUUAUGGAAGAUCGUCGAUGGCAAAAAUGUAACCAAGAGGCUACGCGAAAAUGUGCACCAGCAAAUUCGAGAGACGGUGGAAAAUAACUUGGGCUACAGCAUGAUUUAUAACAUUGUGGAAAAUAUAAGGUCCUACCUGUCCGAAGACAUUGAAGAAAAAUCCAUGUACGACGAAAUGCUGGAGAGGAAACCCAAGGAGGAUGAAGAAGAAAUGAAUGAUGAGGACUCCGAUGACAAGACGGACGCAGAAGAUUACGAAAAUGUUUUGGAGUUGAAGGAGCUGUGUGAAGAACGGUACCGAGUAACCGAGGAGGAAUUCGACGCAUGGCGAAAAGAGUUUUACAAAAACAUUUUCGCUGAAAUGAAAGCUAUUAAUAUGUCGGACAAUCCUACAGGGCGGGAGCUCUUUGAGAAGGGAAAAAUUAACUUGGCCGAUGUAGAAUUUGAAGAGGGGGAGGCCAAGUGGUGCAACGAAGAAUUAUUUUGCGAUCUUGAAUUGGACAUAUGA
Molecule: messenger RNA, 687 nt
Organism: Plasmodium fragile
Lineage: Eukaryota; Apicomplexa; Aconoidasida; Haemosporida; Plasmodiidae
Exons: 5
Coding region: 1-687 (228 amino acids)
Biological process (GO): cytoplasmic translation
Molecular function (GO): protein binding
Source: RefSeq, a predicted model, not a curated record